Messenger RNA from Serinus canaria (Common canary), 4159 nucleotides. It is a transcript of the gene RET, whose product is annotated as ret proto-oncogene. Lineage: Eukaryota; Metazoa; Chordata; Aves; Passeriformes; Fringillidae. Gene Ontology annotation, biological process: multicellular organism development; cell surface receptor protein tyrosine kinase signaling pathway; homophilic cell-cell adhesion. The transcript is spliced from 20 exons. Bases 36 to 3353 code for a protein of 1105 amino acids. Gene Ontology annotation, cellular component: membrane; signaling receptor complex; axon. Gene Ontology annotation, molecular function: calcium ion binding; transmembrane receptor protein tyrosine kinase activity; ATP binding. The record is from RefSeq and is a predicted model, not a curated record.
GAGCGCCGAGGCGGGGCCGCAGCAGCGCAGGGAAGAUGCGCUCGGCGGCGCGGACGGCCGGGUUCCUCCUGCUCUGCGGGGUGGCCUUGGGUCUCUACUUCCCCAGGAAGGAGUACUUGGAGAAUGUCUACAUUGACGAGCCAGCGGGAACGCCGCUCCUGCGCAUCCAUGCCUUGAGGGAUUCACGUGAGGAAGUGGCCCACUUUCAUCUGUGCCAAAAUCUCAUAGUUCCUCGAGCAAGACCACAAGAAAAUAAUUGGUUCCAAAUCAGAGAAGAAACAGGACUUCUCUACCUCAGCAAAAGCCUGGAUAGAGAGGACUUUAACAUGCUGUCUGUAGGAAAUUGGAUGCCAUUGUCCAAGGUGAUGCUGUAUGUCUUCCUUUCAUCCCACCCUUUCCAAGAGAAGGAAUGUGACUCUGCUACACGCACCACGGUUUUCCUCUCUUUGAUCAAUGCUACUGCACCAGCUUGCAGUUCCCUGACAGCAAGGCAGCUUUGCUUCACAGAAAUGGAUCUCUCCUUUCACAUCAAGGAGAAUAAACCGCCUGGUACAUUUCAUCAGCUCCGGUUACCUUCAGUUCAUCAUCUGUGUCAGAAUCUCAGCAUUUCCUACAAACUGCUUGCAGCUGAAGGAGUUCCCUUUCGGUACAACGAGAACACCACCAGUGUGCGGGUGACGCAGCGCCUGGAUCGGGAGGAGAGGGAGAGAUACGAGCUCAUUGCCAAGUGCACCGUCAGAGAGGGGCUCAGGGAAAUGCAGGUGGAGGUGCCUUUCCUGGUGAACGUGUUAGAUGAAGAUGACUCUCCUCCCUUCCUUCCCAAUGGCACUGAUACUGCAGAUGCUGUCGUGGAGUUCAACAGGAAAGAGGGCACUGUUCUUUCCACGCUGACUGUGUACGAUGCAGACACCACACCUAUUUACCCCCUUGAAAGCAGCAGAAAGAAAUACACAGGAACCAUCAUUACUGACGAUCCCUGGAUAAGUGAAACAUUUCGUGUAGAGCACAUCUUUGAUGAAAUCCACUUCAGCCCAAAUGGCAGCCAAGUGAGGGGGACUCGGCACGAGUACAAACUGGUACUGAAUAAAAGCAUUUCAGUCACAGAGCAUCGUUCCUUCCAGCUGGAUGUUUUGGUGAAUGACACAGAAUUUCAUGGCCCAGAAAGAUCGGUGAUGCUUCAUUUCAAUGUCUCCAUCCUCCCUGUCAGCAUUCAGUUUUCAAACAUAACUUACCAGUUCACAGUGAACAGAAAUGCUGAACGUUUUGCACAAGUGGGAAAGAUCUGCAUUGAAAACUGCAUGAAAUUCCGUGGUGUAAACAUCACCUACAAGUUGCUGUCCCCCAACUCGAGCUGUUAUCCUGUCAGCAUUCUGCAAGGCCGAGAGGACAAAUUUGGGAGUCUCUAUGUGAACGAUUCCUCUGUGCUGCGCAGACCCGAAUGCAAGGAAAUACAGUACACUGUUCAAGCUACUGACAGGCAGAGCAGGAAACACACCAAAACCCUCCUCACUGUUGUCCUGGAAGGGACUCUUUUAAAAAAAGAAGAGGACUGUCCUGACUCUUGUGCUAUAAGUAAGCACCGUGCUGAAUGUGAAGAAUGUGGUGGCCUGGGAGUGCUAACAGGAAGAUGCCAGUGGAGACAGGGGAGUGGGAAAGGGAUCACCACAAACUACUCCACGUGCACCCCAAGCAUCAAGACUUGUCCGGAUGGCGUCUGUGAUGUGGUGGAGGGCAGAGACCCGGCUGUGUGUCCCCAAGACUGCACAAGUGGAAACAUUAUUGGUGGCCAUGGGAAAGGCAUUGGAAAUCUUGGAAUUAAGUCAGGACAUGGGAUUUGUUACUGCUUCCCAAGACAGAACUGUUAUUGUGAGAAAGAUGAUAUCAAAGAGCAACUGUGCGAUGACUUGUGCAAGACUGUGAUCACCGGGGCAGUGGUGCUGUGCUUUGUCAUCUCCGUGCUGGUUUCUUUCUACUGCAUCCACCGCUACCACAAGAACUCCCCGAAGGCGCCCAUCGCCUCCGCCGAGAUGACGUUCCGGCGCCCUGCCCAGUCCUACCCCAUCAGCUACUCCUCCAGCAACGUCCGCCGCCCUUCCCUGGACUCCAUGGAGAACCAGGUGUCUGUGGACACCUUCAAGAUACCAGAAGAUCCAAAGUGGGAAUUCCCUCGGAAGAACCUAGUUCUUGGCAAGACUCUUGGAGAAGGAGAAUUUGGAAAGGUUGUCAAGGCGACAGCGUUCCGACUUAAGGGAAGGGCUGGCUAUACCACUGUGGCAGUGAAAAUGCUGAAAGAAAAUGCUUCCCAAAGUGAGCUGAGAGAUCUCCUGUCAGAGUUCAACCUUCUGAAACAAGUCAACCAUCCUCACGUCAUCAAACUUUAUGGAGCUUGCAGUCAAGAUGGCCCACUGUAUUUAAUUGUGGAAUACGCCAAAUACGGCUCCUUGCGCAGUUUCCUCAGGGAAAGUCGGAAAGUUGGCCCGAGCUACGUGGGCAGUGAGGGCAACAGGAAUUCCAGUUAUUUGGAUAACCCUGACGAGAGAGCCUUAACCAUGGGAGACCUGAUAUCGUUUGCAUGGCAGAUAUCCCGAGGGAUGCAGUACCUGGCAGAAAUGAAGCUUGUGCAUCGGGAUUUAGCAGCCAGGAACGUGUUGGUGGCAGAAGGGCGCAAAAUGAAGAUUUCUGAUUUUGGCCUCUCACGUGAUGUAUAUGAAGAAGAUUCCUAUGUAAAGAGGAGCAAGGGCCGAAUCCCUGUGAAAUGGAUGGCCAUAGAGUCACUAUUUGACCAUAUCUACACAACACAAAGUGAUGUAUGGUCAUUUGGAGUUCUGCUAUGGGAGAUUGUUACUUUAGGAGGCAAUCCUUACCCAGGUAUUGCUCCUGAAAGACUCUUUAACCUCCUAAAAACAGGCUAUAGAAUGGAGAGACCAGAAAACUGCAGUGAAGAAAUGUACAACCUCAUGUUGCGCUGCUGGAAGCAAGAAGCUGAUAAAAGACCAACAUUCACUGAGAUCAGCAAGGAACUAGAGAAAAUGAUGGUGAAGAGUAGGGACUACUUGGACCUUGCAGCUUCCACGCCCUCCGAUUCCUUACUGUACGAUGAUGGGCUCUCCGAAGAGGAGACACCUCUCGUGGACUGUAAUAAUGCUCCCCUCCCUCGAACCCUCCCUUCCACAUGGAUUGAAAACAAACUCUAUGGCAUGUCAUACCCGAACUGGCCUGAGGAGAGCCCCGUUCCACUCACAAGAUUCGAUGGCACUAACUCUGUGUUUUCAAGAUAUGCAAAUGAUAGUGUAUAUGCUAACUGGAUGGUUUCACACUCAGCGGCAAAAUUUAUGGACAAGUUUGAUAGCUAAAAUUUUCUUUGUGAAAGGUAAUGGACUCCUGAGGAAAGCAAGGAGGCAAAGAGUGGGAAGUCCAUUGACUUGUUCUUUGUACAAUCAACAACUAACUUUAAAAUUGGCAAAUCCCUUUAUUGGUAGUUUUUCAAGUGUGUUAUUUAUGCUGAAGACUAUAAUUGGUACUCUCCCCUUUCAGAAAACAUAUCAAGCUGGAUAAGAGUUAUAGUUCUGGUACUUCUUUCUAAGUUGCCAUUUUGCAUAUGGUUCUAUUUGGCAACUUCUUAGUGCAAAUGGCCUUGCACCUCAUCCUCGGUGGUUUUUAAACUAACCAUCCUGUUACAGCGUUCUGAGAUGGUAAAACAUACUUGGACUGCUACUUUUAUAGUGGCUGUUAGCAUAUAACCACUUGAUCUAAGCAGGAAGCACAAACAAUAUACAGAAGGGAGGAGGGAAACAGGCUCCCAGAUUAUUGAACUUGCUAUCGAAUGACAAGUGUUAGAAUGAUGUUGGCACUAACAAAGCCAAGAUCUUGGUUUGGAAGCAAACAUUUAGUAACUCAAUAGAGGACUUGAGAUUCAACAUUUGAAGUCUUGUAAAAUGUAUUGUCUUGUCUUAAUGAGAAGAGAAUUUGUUUUAUUAGUCUUAACUUCUCUUACCUUUAGCACAAUGGAGAUAAAUUUGAUACAAGAUAAGCUGUAUAGACUGAUGGCAAUCAAGAAUGUUUGUCUGACACAUUUGCUUUCCAUCACUUUCCAUAUUAGUAAUGUUAAAACAUACAGUCUUGUACAAUCAUAGUUUCUUUUAUGAGUUAUAAAUAAGCU